This is a messenger RNA of Camellia sinensis, 3185 nucleotides long. The record is from RefSeq and is a predicted model, not a curated record. NCBI's taxonomy places the organism in Eukaryota, Viridiplantae, Streptophyta, Magnoliopsida, Ericales, Theaceae.
AUGGAAACACCAAUAUAUUUUUCACUCAUAUCUUGUCCUUCCAAAUCCAUGACUGUAUAUCUCUCCCACCCUUACCCCCCACAUUUAUUGAUGAUGGAGCUUCCACCAUUGACACCAGUACCAUUACCAUUUCCUUCUCUACACACACACUCUCUCUCUCUCUACACACACACACAGAGCUCAUAUCCCUGCUUCAACUGCAUUACAGAGAGUCUCAUGUCUGCCACUUCAAGACUCAUCUCAUCCUCUUCCAAUCUUUUCUACCCACUAGUGAUGCAAUAGUUGCAUACUCUAUGUUGAAAGCAUGAUAAAGAGUCGUAUUAAAGAAAAUACCCUUUACCCGUGUCACUAGCCAACAGCUAGGCACGCUAUGCUCUAUUUAUAAGCUCUUCCAACCAACUUAUCUCCAUCAAAGUUUAACAAACUCCACUGUAGAUAUCCUGUGAGGAAUUCACAAAAAACAAAAAACAAAAGAACCCACAUUAGAAAUGUCAUUUUCCUAUGCAAAAAACUUCCUACGACGUUUCUGCAUGGACGAUUUCCAAAGGGGUAGUGGUGACAGCCUUGGUGGCUUCUUCUCCAAUGAUCUCCUCCUCCCGUCCCUCGGAGCUACAAUCAACCAAGAAACCAAACUUCGAAGAUGCAUCAUCUCCCCCUUCAGUCCUCGUUAUAGGGCUUGGGAAAUGUUCUUGAUUGGUCUAGUCAUUUACUCAGCUUGGAUCUGCCCUUUUGAGUUUGCAUUUCUGACCUACAAACGAGAUGCGCUUUUCAUAAUUGACAAUAUUGUCAAUGGAUUCUUUGCCAUUGAUAUUAUUCUCACCUUCUUUGUGGCAUAUCUUGACAAUCAAUCUUACUUUCUAAUUGAUGACCCAAAGAAAAUUGCAAUCAGGUACAUAUCAACAUGGUUUACUUUCGAUAUCUGCUCGACAGUGCCAUUCCAACCUCUGAGCCUCCUCCUCUUCCCAAGUCAUAGUAGUGGGAUUGGCUUUAAAUUACUUAACAUGCUCAGACUUUGGCGCCUCAGACGAGUUAGCUCCCUGUUUGCAAGACUGGAGAAGGACAUUCGCUUCAACUACUUCUGGACCCGGUGCACAAAACUCAUCUCAGUUACACUGUUUGCAGUACACUGUGCUGGAUGCAUAUACUAUUUGAUUGCAGAUAGACACCCAGAUCCAAACAAAACAUGGAUAGGUGCAGUCUACCCAAAUUUCAAAGAAGCAAGCCUUUGGGACAGAUAUGUAACUUCAAUUUACUGGUCUAUCACUACCCUAACUACUACUGGUUAUGGCGAUUUGCAUGCUGAGAAUUCCAGAGAGAUGUUGUUUGAUAUCUUUUACAUGCUCUUCAACUUGGGUUUGACUUCAUACAUCAUUGGGAACAUGACAAACCUCGUUGUUCACUGGACCAGCCGCACCAGAAACUUUAGGGAUACAGUCAGAGCUACUUCUGAAUUCGCAAGGCGAAAUCAAUUGCCCUCACGCAUACAGGAUCAAAUUCUGUCUCACGUAUGUCUCAAUUUCAAAACACAAGGAUUGAAACAGCAAGAGACCUUGAAUGGUCUGCCAAAAGGCAUCCGUUCGAGUAUUGCACAGUUUCUAUUCUUCCCUAUCGUUCAAAAUGCCCAUCUUUUCCAUGGUGUUUCUCGCGACUUCCUUUUCCAAUCGGUUCCUGAAAUGGAAGCAGAGUAUUUCCCACCAAAGGAAGAUGUAAUCCUACAGAAUGAGGCUCCAACAGAUCUUUACAUUCUGGUCUCAGGAGCAGUGGAUUUGAUUACGAAUGUUGAUGGGCGUGACUGUGUUCUUGGAAAGGCCAUUGCAGGGGACAUGUUUGGAGAAAUAGGGGUUCUAUGUUAUAGGCCACAGCCAUUCACAGUUCGAACCACUGAGAUUUCUCAAAUACUACGGAUGAGCAGAAUUACACUGAUGAACAUUAUUCAAGAAAAUAAAGAAGAUGGUGACAUUAUCAUGAACAAUCUUUUCAAGAAACUGACAGGAAUGGAAAGCAUUGGAUUUGUAAACCAACGGACAGAUCUAGAUUUGAACCCUGACAACAGAGGAACAGAAAGAGGAAACUUUUCUCAGAUUGUAUGUGAAGAGCAUCUGCAUGGAGGAGAUCCAUUGAAACAAGAUACGAGGGCUAUAGACAGCUUCCUUAAUUCGGAUGUUUCUGCAGGGAAGAAGAAUGAAGAAAAAGGAGGAGAAAUGCACAAUUUUAGUGGCCAAGAAGGAGGAAUGAUUGUAGUCAAUUCAACAGCGACAACAACAGUUGCUGGCGAUGGAAAAACAGCUCUUCAUCAUGCUGUUUGUAAAGGGCAUAUUGAAAUGGUUAGAAUUCUUCUGGAAGGAGGAGCAAAUGUAAACAAACCAGAUGCUAGAGGGUGGACCCCAAAAGCUCUAGCUCUACAACAAGAAAACAAAACCAUAUAUGACCUCAUACUAAGUUAUGAAAAUACAAGGAAGAGGACAUUAGAUGACCACAAAAUACAACUUUUCAGCCCAGAAACAGUUCACCACUACACUGGGAAUGGUCACUUCAAACCUACUGCUACCACUACUAGUACUACAAGAAACAAAGGCGGCUCCAAUUGUUCAAACUCUUCUCAGUCUCAGCUUAGGGACGUAUUGACAACCUUCAGCACUGGACAUUCUAGUGGUCCAACUGAUAGAGAGGUUGCUAACAAAUUGACUAAGAGAGUCACCAUUCACAUGAAGUUCCUCCAUGAGAAGAAUAAGUCACAAAAGCAGCUUGCGAAGCUAAUAAUUCUACCUGAUUCCCUAGAAGAGCUCUUGAGGAUUGCCGUGUUUGAAGCAAAAUAGAGUUUGCCCUGCCCUUAUUGGCCGGCCGGCCAACUCAUCUUUUGGUCGGCCGGCCAUCAUCUCCUCGAUAGAAUCCCAGCAACCUCUUGGUGUCGAACAAAGCAGUUUUUGACGGUCUUCGAGACCCCCUAAAGCUUCUGUUUUUCUGUUUUUCUUUUAAUUAAAGAGUGAUUUGGGAGGAUAUUUUGUUGUAAUAUUUUUAUUCCUCUCCUCCUUUAUUCGAAUUUGUGAUAUUUCAAAGUGAUGUAAUAAUUCCCCACUCCCACUUCUUUCUAUCCCCUUCUUUCAUUUUCUUUCCAUAUUAUGUAAAUAUGUAAUAUGUCAUACUUGUCAUCAUAUCCAUAUUUCAUGCCUUAAGAUUCGGCUAAA